Molecule: messenger RNA, 5872 nt
Organism: Sarcophilus harrisii (Tasmanian devil)
Lineage: Eukaryota; Metazoa; Chordata; Mammalia; Dasyuromorphia; Dasyuridae
Product: laminin subunit beta-2
Exons: 34
Coding region: 74-5458 (1794 amino acids)
Biological process (GO): basement membrane assembly; substrate adhesion-dependent cell spreading; cell migration
Cellular component (GO): laminin trimer
Molecular function (GO): extracellular matrix structural constituent; integrin binding
Source: RefSeq, a predicted model, not a curated record
CCCUUCCCAACUUUCUCCAAAGUCGGCCAGGAGAGAUCCCAAACUAGGACGACUUCUUCCCCACUCGGCCAGGAUGAGGCUGAUCUUGGGGCACCAAGGGUGGGGCCUAGGGGGACUGGAGCUGUGGCUGCUGCUGGUCCUAAUCGUGUUGGCCAAGGCCCCGGCCCAGAACCCCGACCUGCCUUCAGCCGGUUGUUCCAGGGGAAGCUGCUACCCGGCCACUGGCGAUCUCCUGGUUGGCAGAGCAGACAGACUGACAGCCUCGUCCACCUGCGGGCUCAGAGGCCCUGAGCCCUACUGUAUAGUCAGCCACCUACAGGAUGAAAAAAAGUGUUUCCUGUGCGACUCUCGGCAUCCAUUCUCUGCCCGCCACCCUCAAAGCCACCGAAUCCAGAACGUGGUCACCAGCUUUGCCCCCCAACGGCGGUCAGCCUGGUGGCAAUCAGAAAAUGGAGUGUCCACCGUCACUAUCCAGCUGGACUUAGAGGCUGAAUUCCAUUUUACCCACCUUAUUAUGACCUUCAAGACGUUCCGGCCAGCCGCGAUGCUGGUGGAGCGCUCCUCAGACUUCGGGAGGACCUGGCGGGUCUAUCGCUAUUUCUCCUACGACUGUGGCUCUGACUUCCCUGGGGUCCCUCUGGCCCCCCCCCAUCGCGUGGAUGACGUGGUCUGCGAGUCUCGAUACUCAGAAAUUGAGCCCUCCACCGAGGGGGAGGUCAUCUACCGCGUCCUGGACCCGGCCAUCCCCAUCACCGAUCCCUACAGUCCCCGGAUCCAGGACCUCCUGAAGAUCACCAACCUUCGGGUGAACUUGACACGGCUUCAUACUUUGGGGGACAACCUGCUGGACCCCCGGAGGGAGAUCCGGGAGAAAUACUAUUAUGCCCUCUACGAGCUGGUGGUCCGGGGAAACUGCUUCUGCUACGGCCACGCGUCCCAGUGUGCCCGGGCUCCCGGUGCCCCCGCCCACGCCGAGGGCAUGGUACACGGAGCCUGUGUGUGCAAACACAACACCCGCGGCCUCAACUGCGAGAGCUGCCAGGACUUCUACCACGACCUGCCCUGGCGCCCAGCCGAGGACGGCCGCCCCCACGCUUGUAAAAGGUGCGAGUGCCACCAGCACGCCCGGAGCUGCCACUUUGACAUGGCCGUGUUUCUGGCCUCGGGGAACACGAGCGGAGGCGUGUGUGAGGACUGCCAGCACAACACGGCCGGCCGCCGCUGCGAGCUCUGCCGCCCCUUCUACUUCCGGGACCCUGCGAGGGACCUGCGGGACCCGGCCGCCUGCCGCCCCUGUGACUGUGACCCUGCGGGCGCCCGCGACGGCGGCCUCUGUGACCCCCACGAUGACCCCGCCCUGGGGCUUGUGUCCGGCCAGUGUCGCUGCAAGGAGCACGUGGCCGGCCCCCGCUGCCAGCGCUGCCGAGACGGCUACUUCGGCCUGAGCGCCGCGGACCCGCAGGGCUGCCAGAGGUGCCAGUGUGACCCCCGGGGCACAGUGCCGGGGGGCCCUCCUUGUGACGCCGGCAGCGGGGCCUGCUUCUGCAAACGCCUGGUGACGGGAAGGCACUGUGAGCGAUGCUUGGCCGAUCACUGGGGUCUGAGCCAUGACCUACUCGGCUGCCGCCCGUGUGACUGUGAUGUGGGAGGUGCUCUGGAACCCCGGUGUGCUGAGGACUCGGGGCAGUGUCGGUGUCGCCGACACAUGUUUGGGCGACGCUGCGACCAGGUGCAGCCCGGAUACUUCUUGCCAUUCUUGGACCAUCUCACCUUCGAGGCUGAGGCCGCCCGUGGGCAGGCCCUGGACAUAAUCGAGAGAAUGGCACACCCAGGGAUGGCAGCCUCCUGGACAGGUGUGGGCUUUGUGCGGCUGCGGGAGGGUCAGACCCUCGAGUUUGUGGUGGCCACGGUGUCCCAGGCCAUGGACUACGAACUGCUCCUGCGAUAUGAACCUCAGGUCCCGGAGCAGUGGGCAGAGGUGACUCUGACUGUGCAGCGGCCAGGGCCUAUAUCUCCCAGCAGCCCCUGCGGCACCACUGUGCCUGAGGAUGACCACUUCCGGGGGAUGUUGCAGCCUGGGACCAGAUAUGUGCUCCUGCCCUCUCCCGUCUGUCUGGAGCCGGGGCUCUCCUACACGAUUCGCCUGGAGCUGAGCCGGGCUGGCGGGGAUGUGCGCCCCGGAGCCCCCCCUCCCGGCCUGCUCUUUGACUCACUGGUGCUGGUGCCCCGAUGGGCAUCCCUGGAGAUGUUUAGCGCAGGAGAUGCCGGUGCCCUGGAGAGACGGGCCACCUUUGAACGUUACCGCUGCCACGAGGAGGGCCUGACACCUGCCAAGAGCCCCCCGGUAGAAGCCUGUGCCCCCCUCCUCCGAAGCCUGGCUGCCCUGGUGUAUGAUGGAGCGCUGGCCUGCCAGUGUGACCCCCAGGGCUCCCUGAGCUCCGAGUGCCAGGCCCACGGUGGGCAGUGUCCAUGCAAGCCCCAUGUGACUGGGAGGCGCUGUGACCGCUGCGCGCCAGGAACCUUUGGCUUUGGUCCUUCCGGCUGCAGGGCCUGCCAGUGCAGUCCCGAGGGCAGUCUCAGCAGUCUGUGUCACGAGGCCAGCGGGCAGUGCCCCUGCCGGCCUGGAGCUUUUGGGCCACGCUGUGAUCGGUGCCAGCCGGGGCAGUGGGGGUUCCCCAGCUGCCGCCCUUGUCACUGUAACGGGCACGCGGACGAUUGUGACCCAAGGACCGGGUCCUGCCAGAGCUGCCGGGACCACACGGCGGGGGACCACUGUGAAAGGUGCAUGGCAGGCUUCUAUGGGAACCCGGUGCUGGCAUCGGGAGGCCACUGCCGCCCCUGCCCUUGCCCCGAGGGCCCAGGGGGGCAGCGACACUUUGCUACCUCCUGCCAUCAGGACCGGCACUCCCAGCAAGUGAUUUGCCACUGCCAGCCUGGCUACACGGGCCCACGCUGUGAGGAGUGUGCCCCUGGACACUUUGGGGACCCACUGAGGCCAGGGGGCCGGUGCCAGCCAUGUGAAUGCAGCAGCAACAUCGAUCCCAUGGACCCCGAGGCCUGUGACCGCCAAACUGGGCAGUGUUUGCGCUGUCUCCACAACUCGGAAGGGCCUCGCUGUGCCCACUGUCGCCUUGGAUACUAUGGGCAGGCUGCCCACCAGAGCUGCCGGAGGUGCACCUGUAAUUUUCUGGGCACAGAGCGCAGUCAAUGCCCUUCUCAAGACAAAUGCCGCUGUGAUCCAGGCAGUGGGCAGUGCCCAUGCCUACCCAACAUUCAGGGACAGAGCUGUGACCGUUGUGCCCCCAACUUUUGGAACCUGGCAAGUGGGCAAGGCUGCCAGCCCUGUUCCUGUCACCCCAGCCAUGCUACCAGUCCUUCCUGCAAUGAGUUCACAGGGCAGUGUCAUUGCCGAGCAGGCUUUGGAGGCCGCACAUGCACUGAGUGCCAGGAGAACCACUGGGGAGAUCCCGGCCUGCAGUGUCGGGCUUGUGACUGUGACUCAAGAGGCAUUGAGACCCCUCAGUGCCACCAUGCCACAGGGCACUGUGUCUGCCGGCCAGGUGUGGCAGGUGUGCGCUGUGACCAGUGUGCCCGAGGCUUUUCGGGGGUUUUCCCUGCAUGCCAGCCAUGCCAUGCCUGCUUUGGGGACUGGGACCGGAUUGUGCAAGGCCUGGCCUCGCGCACUCGCGCUCUCGAACAGCGAGCUCGGGAAUUACACCAGCUGGGGGCCCUGGGGGCCUUUGAGAAGAAUUUCCGCCUGCUGGGAGAGAAGCUGGGCACUGUGCAGGGCAUUGUGAAUGCCCGCAAUGCCACAGCUGCCGCCACCUUGCAGCUUAUGGCCAUUACAGAAGACUUGAGGCACGACAUUGAGGAAGCUACAGGACAGCUGACUAAGCUGGAAGGAGAGCUGACAGAGGCCCAGGAUGAGAACUUCAAUGCCAACCAUGCCCUUAGUGGAUUGGAGCGAGAUGGCCGAGCUCUUAACCUUACCCUAAGGCAGCUGGGCCAGCAUCUGGACGUGCUGAAACACUCCAACUUCCUGGGGGCCUAUGACAGUAUCCGUCAGUCCCACGCUCAGUCAUCUGAGGCGGAGCAUCGUGCAAAUCGCUCAGCCCUGGCUGUCCCUGGCCCUGUGAGCGACUCAGCAGCUACACGGCGCCGAGCAGAAGGCUUGAUGGGCAGCCAGAGAGACAGCUUUGACCGGAGGAAUGUGGCCAACCGGAGGGCUCUGGGUGAACUUGCAGCCAAGGCCAACAGCCUUAGCCUGACGGGCAUCAAUGAGCUGGUAUGUGGGGCCCCUGGGGAUGCUCCCUGUGCCACAAGCCCAUGUGGUGGGGCUGGCUGCAGGGAUGAGGAUGGACAGCGCCGCUGUGGGGGCCUGAACUGUCAAGGAGCAGCAGCCACAGCAGACAAUGCACUGGGCCGGGCGCGGCACACACAGGAGGAAUUGCGGCGGACCCUGGGAGAUGCAGAUGGGCUUGUGGGCAAGGUGGCAGAGGCAAGGCUACAAGCAGGUGUGGCCCGACAGCGAGCACAGGCAGCCCUGGAAAAGGCCAAUGAAACCCGGGACCGAGUGGAAAGGGCAAACCAGGAACUUCGUGAACUGAUUCAAAAUGUCAAGGACUUCUUGAGUCAAGAGGGAGCUGACCCUGGUAGCAUUGAGGCAGUAGCCACUCAUGUGCUGGAGCUGUCCAUCCCAGCAUCACCUGCUCAGAUCCACCAUCUGGCAAAUGAGAUUGCUGAGCGAGUACGGAGCCUCGGGGAUGUGGACACCAUUCUGCAGCGCACAGCGGGGGAUGUGCGCCAGGCUGAGCAACUUCUGCAAGAUGCCCAGCAGGCCCGGACCCGGGCCCAAAGUGAGAAGCAGAAGGCAGAGAUGGUGCAGGAUGCUCUUGAGGAAGCAAGACGGGCACAGGGUGCAGCAAAAGGCGCUAUCCGUGGGGCAGCCGCUGACACGGAGGGCACUGAGCAAACACUGGGCAGGGUUCGGGAGAAGACAGCUGGAGCAGAGCGGGAUUUGAGCAUGGCAACAGAGCGAACCGAGAGGUUGGAUGCUCAGCUGGAUGCUUUGAAGUUGAAAAGGGCUGGGAAUAGCCUGGAAGCCACACGGGCUGAAGAGACAGCUAAUAGUGCCCAGGGUCGGGCCCAGGAGGCUGAGCAGCUGCUGAAGGGCCAGCUGGGUGACCGAUACCAGACUGUGAGGGAUCUUGCUGAUCGGAAGGCCCAGGGUGUCCUUCAGGCUAAGGAGAGAGCUGAGCGUCUACGGGAUGAGGCCCGGGGACUGCUACAGGAUGCUCAAGACAAACUUCGGAGAUUGCAUGAGCUGGAAGGCACAUAUGAAGUGAAUGAACGGGCCCUGGAGGGCAAAGCAGCUCAGUUGGAUGGCCUGGAGGCCAAAAUGAAGGAUGUCCUUCAGUCCAUCAAUCAGCAGAUUCAGAUCUACAACACCUGUCAGUGAUUCCUUCCUUCCCUUCCCUUGGGCUACCCCAUGAGGAGCUCAUGGAUGGGUACACAUUGCCUGAAUCAACAUCUCCUGAUUCGGGUUGGGCUUAAGGGCUUGGACAAUUAAGGUGUGGGCCUGGGUUGGAGAGUGUUGUGGCUUUGUCUCUCCAACCCUCCUGGGCCAUCAGAUAAAUCUGAAUUUGUGAAGCUGACCUGGGUAUGUCUCUGAUUUCAAGUAUGUGGGGAAGAAGAGGGGGGUAGUGACCAUUCAGCCUCUAUUUUUUUGUUUUUAACUCAAGUUUCAUUGAUGCCUUUUGUUUCCAUUUCACAGACAGUUCUGGAGGUGUUCAUUCCUCUACUCCCCCGUGAGCUUUCUUUCUAUUUAAAAGAAAACAACUGAGUAUUAAAAGCACUCAAGCUGAAUAAGCCA